UCAUGAAACUCGGGGAUAAUACGCGCAUCUCUGAGCCGCUUCACACAUAUACGCAUCAAGUUUGAUCAUGUCUGAACAAAUCGAAGAGUCAGCGCCUGAAAAAGCUCCUGCUCCAAAAACAACCAAAACCAAGAAUGCACCGGCGAGUAAGACAAAACCUGCCGUAACUGCCUCUCCAGCUAAAAAGAAGAAAAAGAAGAGCAAGGGGCCCGGCAAGUACAGCCAGCUCGUCAUUGAUGCGAUCCGAACAUUGGGUGAGAAAAACGGCUCGUCCCUUUUCAAGAUAUUCAAUGAAGCGAAGAAAGUGAGCUGGUUUGAUCAGCAGAAUGGUCGCAUGUAUCUGCGCUAUUCUAUCCGCGCGCUCCUGCUGAACGACACGCUCGUGCAAGUGAAGGGGCUGGGAGCCAAUGGUUCAUUCAAGCUUAAUAAAAAGAAAUUUGAGAAAAAGGCAAAGAAAAGUGCAGCCAAGGCGACCAAAACAGAGAAGUCUGAAAAACCGGCGUCCAAAAAAGCUGUGCCAAAGAAAGUGAGUGCAAAGAAGAGCGCCAAAAAGAGCCCGGUUAAAAAGAAGACUUCCACAACCACGAAGAAACCGAGCGUGAAGAAGACGACAACCAAACCGAAGAAAGCAGCUGCCAAAAAGCCAAAAGUCGUGGAGAAGAAAGCGACAAAGGUCUUCUAGAAACAGCUUCCCGGAGUCGCAGACACACCCACUUUAGUUUCUGCGCUGCAAGACGUCAUACUUUUCAGAACUGAAAGCAACACUGCUGCUGUUUUGAUUUUGCUCGCUGCAGUAAAAAAAAAAAAAAUUGGCUACUGGCUUUGAAUUUGUCUGUUUGAUGAAAAUGUUGGUGACGCUUUGUAAAUAGAAUUUAGCAUUAGAAUAUUUUAUACGUCUGUUAGACUACUUCAUCCCUGCAUUGUAUCCCUGAACCUGUCUGCAAAUCUGUAUGUAAAAUAAAACCUCUCUCUCUCUC
Molecule: messenger RNA, 977 nt
Organism: Myxocyprinus asiaticus (Chinese sucker)
Lineage: Eukaryota; Metazoa; Chordata; Actinopteri; Cypriniformes; Catostomidae
Product: histone H1.10-like
Exons: 2
Coding region: 68-682 (204 amino acids)
Biological process (GO): nucleosome assembly
Cellular component (GO): nucleosome
Molecular function (GO): structural constituent of chromatin; DNA binding
Source: RefSeq, a predicted model, not a curated record